GACACCGAUAAGAGGCUGAACUUUCUGGAUGUCCGCUGUGGCCACCACCAUGCCCAUCCCAUCCGGAGCUUUCAUGCCGGUCUUCAUCCUAGGAGCUGCAUUUGGCAGGCUGGUGGGGGAGAUCAUGGCCACUCUGUUUCCUCAUGGGAUCGUGUUUGAUGGCAUCCUUUACCGCAUCAUCCCUGGAGGGUACGCAGUCAUCGGAGCAGCAGCGUUGACUGGGGCUGUGACUCACACAGUGUCCACGGCGGUUAUCUGCUUCGAGCUGACAGGUCAGAUCUCCCACAUCCUGCCCAUGAUGGUGGCAGUAAUCCUGGCCAACAUGGUGGCCCAGGGCCUGCAGCCCUCCCUCUACGACUCCAUCAUCCAAGUCAAGAAGCUCCCGUACCUGCCGGAGCUUGGCUUCGGACACAUGAGCCAAUACAACAUCUUUGUAGAGGACAUCAUGGUGAGGACGGUGAAGUUUAUGUCGUCUCAGUCCACAUACCGAGAAGUCAAACUCGUGCUGGACUCCACUUCACUCAAAUCGAUCCCCCUGGUCGACUCAAAAGAUUCUAUGAUCUUAUUGGGCAGCAUUGACAGGGUGGAGCUUCUGGCUCUCUGUGAUUGGUGGUUGUCACCAGAAAGAAGGCUCCUGAUGCAGGUGAGGACAGUCACAGGGCAAACACCAACUUAACAACCACCAAAUAUGACAUAAAUUGUUCACCUUACCACUAAAUCCACAAUGAAGAAUUUCAAACAAGCCGUACAGACCUGCUAAAACUGCCCACUGGGUGGGUUUUUGCUACUUUCCAUAGUUUUGAAGAGAAACACAAGUCAAGUUUUCUCAGUUUUACUUCAAGCUGAAUAACAAUGAUGCAUUUAAACGAUGCAGAACAUGUAAAUGAUUGUUAUAAAUACCUUGUGGAGCGCUGCUGUGUACAAGCACGAUUUCAUGUAUAAACACAGGAGCUAACAUUCUGUGGGUUUACUGGGUUUGCUCCCUAAAGCAGAUGUAUGAUGUAUAACUAGUGUACAAACAUGGUUGUUAAUGCAAUAAUUCCAUUAACGUUUUACCGAAAUUACAUAAUGUUGAGUUUACAGCAUGACCCUGUCAGUGAAUUAGCUGCUCGAGCGCCUCUCGAGUUCAGCUGAAGCUCUUUUUACAUGUGUAUUCAUGCAGAGGCAGAGCCUGAAGCCAGACAUUAAAAUAACAAGUGUUUACAAUUGUUAUUGAUUUGGGGCACUGAAAAGUCAGCUGGU
Neolamprologus brichardi is the source of this 1242-nucleotide messenger RNA. The record is from RefSeq and is a predicted model, not a curated record. NCBI's taxonomy places the organism in Eukaryota, Metazoa, Chordata, Actinopteri, Cichliformes, Cichlidae.